UUUGAGACAUAGCCACUGUCGUCCUUGAUCGAUGACAUAUAACAGAUGUAAUAGCAGACCAUCGACUCAGAUGAUUGCACAGAUGACUGCAGCCGAGUAAUUCGACUCCGAUAACUGCAAAGAGAGAAAAUCGCAGUGAACGCGAUGUGCGCAGUAUGCUUGAUAACGUGUGUCUCCCCGCGUAAACAUGCGCGUUUGAACGUGUAAAUAAUUUAAACAAAUAAUAUGCGCGACGAGACAAGAGCCGUCUCGUAGUCGACAAUCGACGACCGGCAGAUUCGGGCGAAAUUGCGUAACGGUCGAUAAAAGAAACAAAAAUUACUAUCAGAGCGCUACACCUGCUUUAUCUGUUCUCGAUCUACGAUUCAUCUGAUACUACGAAGUGCGCGGUUAAUAGAUAAGAUUGGUCAAAGUCGUGAAUCUUUCAUGUGUCCAAUGGCGAUCGCCAGUGUUGCGAUGAUUUGGUCUGGAGGUUGUGAGAUAUCGCUUAUUGUAUGAUUGUAUGGUUGUAUGAGAAUUUCGUAGAAAUCGAUGUGGGAUACUGGAAGAAGGAAGCGACGGUAACGAGAGCAAUAUCAUCGCAUUCCCGGAGAAGCGAGAAAUAAAUAACAGAAAGAGAAAAGGAAUUGAUGAGGUAACACGUGUGACUCAUGAGCAAAGUGCAAGAAUUUGCAUUGUGUGCAUAUUUUUUAUAUCCAUAUAAUAUACUGAAAUUUCGAGCACAUGUUUAGCGCACCAAAGUCAUCACCGCCACCAUUUGCUAAAGGCACAUUUCAGAUAUUAGUCACAGCUACGGUUGACUAAUUAUAUACCUACAUCAUGCUGCAAAACAUAGAUAAGGAUCUGGUUCCUAUAAAAGCACAUUAUUUUCUUUAUAAUGCUGCAACGGGACCAAUAGUGCCAUUUUUGCCAACAAUAGCAAAGCAGUUGGGUUUUUCUGCUACAUUAGUGGGCACAAUAUACACAAUUUUACCAAUUUCUGGUUUAAUUUCAAAACCAUUGUUUGGUGGUUUGGCUGAUAAAUUCAAACUGCAUAAAAUUUUAUUCUUAAUAUUUCAAGUUGUAUUGACAGUAGCUUUCUUCUCUAUUUCCUACAUUCCUAAAAUAGAUAAGAGUGCAAAUACUACUCUUAUCUGUGACAAUAGCAUACCAUACUUAGAGAUCUGUCCGGAAAAGCAGUUUUCAAAGGCAGCUUUAAACACUGUACUAGAUAAUACACACACCAAUUCAGUGUGCCAGUUAUCCUGUAAAGGACCAUCUCACGGUUACAUAGAACUAUCUGGUAAAAAUGUCUCUGCAAACAGCACUUUUGAGUUUGGUGCAGGAUUUGAUGCAUAUCACGACUUACUUGCAAAUAAUUGUGUGAAUGUGAGGAUACGCACAUUUACGGACAAUAUUGCACAUGUUCCAAACUGCGGGAAUCAAAUGAGAACUUGGUGUACGGUAACUUGUCACGAUAAUAUCGCAUUCAAUCAUCUUCUACAAGAGGCUAAGAAUUCGCACAACGAUGCCGAAAUUUAUACGCAACGAUUCUAUUUAUUCUUAUGGGCGGCUAUAAUGAGCUGGGUUGGAAUGGCUGUUGUAGUUAGCAUAGCGGAUGCAAUCUGCUUCGAUCUGCUUGGUUAUGAAAAAAGAAAAGACUAUGGGAAGCAAAAGAUGUGGGGCAGUAUCGGUUUCGGCAUUUUUGGCAUAAGCGCAGGAUACCUAGUUGAUGUGUUUAGCGAAGGGCAGAGUGAAAAAAAUUACGAUUGCAUAUUUUACAUGAUGUUGGUAGCGAUGAUUCUUGAUUUCAUUGUAUCUACGACACUGAGAAAGAGAAACCCUGAAUGUAAUGGAGAUGAACCGUCGCUAUUGUGGGAACUAUUAAGCGUUGUGAAAGAAGGAAGAGUAUUGGUGUUCGGCUGGUGGUGCAUAGGCGCUGGAAUGUGCACGGGUGUCAUAUGGAACUUUCUCUUCUGGUAUACGGAAGACUUAGCCAGAAGCUCUGAUGUUGCGUGGCUUAAAACUUUGCAGGGUCUUUUGACCGGUGUUCAAUGCUUCUUAGGGGAAAUGCCUUUCAAUUUCUUGUGUGGUAGCGUGCUGAAGAAACUCGGUCACAUCAACGUCAUGAGUCUCGUGCUGCUUAUCUAUGCAAUUAGAUUCAUGGCAUAUAGUAUUGUAUCGAAUCCGUGGCUAUUUUUAAUUCUUGAACUACUCCAUGGGCCUUCGUUCGGUCUAUGUUGGCCGACAAUGGUGUCCUAUGGCGACAAAGUAACACCAUCUGGCACAAAAGCCACUAUGCAAGGUUUUAUUGGUGCCGUUUUCGAGGGAAUCGGAGUGUCAAGUGGUAGCUUCAUAUGUGGCUGGCUUAUAGAUACCUACGGAGGUAUUACUGCAUUCAGGGCCUUCUCAGUAGGCGCACUUCUAUGGUUAAGUGGAUUCUGGAUGAUGGAACUCUUACUGAGAAAGUUCAAGGCUUAUCCGUUACAUCAAGGCCAUAAUCAUUUAGCAAAUUAUGCUAAUCCAGACGAUGCCAUUCUCAUGACGAUAAGCCAAGAAUUGCAAACCUAUUGAUAGAGAAACAACAAAUUCUAAUUACUUAUUUAUCAGCGUGUAUAAGAUGACGAUACGUGUCAAUGUAUUGUCACAAAUUGAAACUCAACAAAAUUAAUCUUUUUAUAGCAUUUGUAUGCCAAGGAGAAUUUUGAUAUCAUCAUCACCCCAUCGUCACGUGUUGUCUUUUGAUAACAUCAAGUGAAUUUACUCAUUCAGUAUUAUAUCAUAAAUGUAAAUUAUACCACAUAACGUGUAUGCUCCUAGCGUAAUAUAUACUUUUUCAGACUA
Harpegnathos saltator (Jerdon's jumping ant) is the source of this 2823-nucleotide messenger RNA. It is a transcript of the gene Sugb, whose product is annotated as Sugar baby transporter. Gene Ontology annotation, cellular component: membrane. NCBI's taxonomy places the organism in Eukaryota, Metazoa, Arthropoda, Insecta, Hymenoptera, Formicidae. The coding region runs from base 820 to 2553 and encodes 577 amino acids. The record is from RefSeq and is a predicted model, not a curated record. The transcript has 10 exons.